Molecule: messenger RNA, 1929 nt
Organism: Lucilia cuprina (Australian sheep blowfly)
Lineage: Eukaryota; Metazoa; Arthropoda; Insecta; Diptera; Calliphoridae
Product: coiled-coil domain-containing protein 22 homolog
Exons: 1
Coding region: 176-1894 (572 amino acids)
Biological process (GO): positive regulation of ubiquitin-dependent protein catabolic process
Molecular function (GO): cullin family protein binding
Source: RefSeq, a predicted model, not a curated record
CAUAACUUAACAUUGCAACCCUGCAAUUAUGUUGUUAUUGUAAUUGCAAAAAAACAGCUGACCAAAAAAAUUUAUCAGAUAACAAAAACAACUGCCCGUGUUAUUUACAUAUUUGUUGGGAAGAAAAGAUAAAAUUUAACAAAAUUAUAUUCGAACAAAAAUUAUUUGCUAAAAAAUGGAUGAAGUUGAUAAAAUUAUAAUACAUUCCCUUAAACAAAUCGGCUGCACAGUAGAAAUGGAUGAUGAUAGUGAAGUAUUCGGACUACAGCAUUUCACGCCGGAUCUCUUAGUAAAAGCAGUCUCGAAAUGUUUGAAAGAAAUCAAAACAGAUGCAGUGCUACCAAAAACUCUACCCGAAAAUAUGGCGCAACGUUUUACGGUGGCCACAAGUUUAGCCGAAAUGUGCAGCAGCUGUGGCUAUCGUGGUGAUAUUGGCUAUCAGACAUUUCUCUACCCCAAUGUAGUGGAUAUACGACGUUUGUUUAUGUUUCUUAUUGAACAGCUGCCCAAAGAACAGUUAGGCGGUCUAGAUGAGGGUCAGCCUGAAAAUAAAGAUGAUUUUGAUUUACUUAUGAGGGAGGUGCGAAAGAAAAUAAGGCAACAACUUAAAGCACCUUGGGUUCCGCAGUAUUGUCGUGGUAUAGCCAAUAGAAAGUUAUUGGGCUGCAGUGGUCUUAGUGUAGAAUUUCUUCCGCAGAUAAAUUUAAACAUUCCCGAAAUGGCGAGUGCAACUCAAACAAAAGAUGAGCAUACUAUAGUUACUUAUCAAAUACCCAAUAUAUUCCAACAAACUUCCAUGGGGGAUUACGAUUUGGUGAGUUCAGUAUUACAUAAAAAUGCUAUAGAUGUCUAUGCGCCAGCCUUACAAUCUCUAGAGGAUGUACGUUUGUCGCUAACGCGACCUAUGCCAGUCAUCAUACCCUCUCCCGUGAAAACUGUAGUCAAAUCCAAUGAAACUCCAGAAGAAAAAGCAAAAGAAAUGGAAAUCUCUAUAAAAAGUCCUCUAGAAAAGCUAAAUGAAGAAGUUGAAUCCCUUAAACUACAAAACGAUCAAAUAGUUAGAGAACGUCUAAUGGCCAAUGUGAAGUUACAACAAAUACGACAACAACGUUCAGAAAUCGAAAAAGAAAUGGAGGUUUUGAAAAAGCAAACUAAAAUACAUGAACGCACCUCAGUUAUUCUGGAAAAUCCAAAGGAAAACCUUGAUAAACUAGAAAAUUUAAUAGAGAAAACUAGAGAACGACGCCUGACAAUGGAAAAUCAAUGGCAAUUGCAUAGAAAUCCUGCACUCCAACAAAUAGACGAGUUGCAAAAACUAAGACAAACGAAAAAUCUUCAAAGUAUACACGAGCUAAGAAACACAAUACAACAACUGGAAACAGCGCUUGUGGAAAAAACUCAUACCCAUGCAGUAUUAGCGGAGGAAUUAAAAAAAGCCACCAGUGGUGUUGCCUCCCGUAGGGAAUACACCAGACGUAUUUAUGAAUUUAUAGGUAAUAUACGCAAACAACGCAAUGACAUCUACAAGAUUCUAGACGAUACUAAAGAUCUACAAAAACAACUAAAUUCCGUUUCCGCCCAACUGCAACGACAAUUCAACUAUACCGAUGAUUUACUAUUCCAAAGUGCCAAACAUGAUUUACACGCUAAACAAGCCUACAAACUACUAGCCUCUCUUCAUGCGUCAUGCAAUGAGAUCUGUGAUUUAGUAUCACGCACCGGUCAAAUGACUAAAGAUUCUCGCGAUCUAGAAGUACAAAUCGAUCGUGAACGUAUGCGCAAUGUGGCGGCUAGUUUGGAAAAGAUUACUUUAGAUAUACAAAAAUUUGAAAUGAUUAUAAAAACUAUGAAAUUGGAUAUAACUCAAGUGGAGAAUGAAAUAUACUCAGGUUAGAAAGAGAUGCAAAACAAUGGAUUUAUAAAAAACAA